AUGAUUAAGAAAUCUCAGUUACUCGCCCAUGUGGAAAAUAACCUGGAAAGCAGGAUAAAAAUGAUGUUUCUGGCAAUUUUUGCUGCGGUUCUCACUCUGCACGUUUUCGUUGACGGAGAGCUUUUGAAACCAGGGCAAGAAUAUAAUUGCUACUGGGCAAUUGCUAACGCAAGUGAUAGAGUGUGUCGCAACCAUGAUCAAGAUGGAUUUUUCUUUUUCAACCUUCACACAUGUUCAGCUCGAUGUAGAUCUGGCCAGAUUGAAAGGCGACUACCUCCCAGAAUUAUUUGCGACCCAUAUCAUCUGUACCGAGUGAGGCAGGGCACCUUGGAUUGCCUGGGCGAUAUUGCUCAAAACGACAAACCCCUUGUAUGCACAGGCUGCACACGUCAAGUAUACGAUAAGCUGAGAAGAUGGCAGUCGGGGUGA
Ixodes scapularis (black-legged tick) is the source of this 429-nucleotide messenger RNA. RefSeq lists its product as uncharacterized. The transcript is spliced from 6 exons. Lineage: Eukaryota; Metazoa; Arthropoda; Arachnida; Ixodida; Ixodidae. Bases 1 to 429 code for a protein of 142 amino acids. The record is from RefSeq and is a predicted model, not a curated record.